Cajanus cajan (pigeon pea) is the source of this 1893-nucleotide messenger RNA. RefSeq lists its product as uncharacterized. The record is from RefSeq and is a predicted model, not a curated record. Lineage: Eukaryota; Viridiplantae; Streptophyta; Magnoliopsida; Fabales; Fabaceae.
UAAAAAUUAAAAAGACACAAAAAUGUUAUGUAAAUGAAAUAUUUUAAUUAUAGGGAUUAAAAAGUAAAUUCAUGAAACUAUAGAGAACAAAGAGUAUUUAAACCAUAAUUCUAAUAUCUGUUUCUACUUUCUAGUAGGAUUGCACCACAGAAUACUGGUGAUGGAUAAAAAGAAAAAUACAAAAUUAGCUGUCACCGGUGAUUCAAUUUUGUGAAAUUGGGAUUGUGUGUGUGUGAGAGAGAAAAUUGCAUGCUAAAAUGUGUUUUGGGUGUGGUUGCCUUGAAUCUGAGAUCUUCUUUGGCCAUUUUCCAUAUGGAUUUAAUAUAUUUGUUAUUUGGUUUUUAACCAAGCUCUGGGUUGUGUGAUCAUGUAAGUUGACUUGACUUCACCAAACAGCUGACCUCAUCUAGUGGGAUAACACUAUUGUUAUUUCUUUUCCUUUUGUGACAAAUCAACAGGAAUUGUUUAAAAUUUCAUAAAAGAAGGUAAUUUAUCCCAAACUUGUUCUGGAUAAUGAUUUUGAACUGUUCUCAUAAUUUUGGUCAGAUACAAAAGCCUGAUUCCCUGUGUACUGUUUUAGCUGUUUGAACUUUUGUACAACAGUUUCAACACAUUAUUGGAGGAUUAAGAAACAGGGGGAAGUCUUAAAGUGGUGGUAGUAUGCUUGUCCUAGUCUUAGUGUAUUACAAGUAUGCAUCUUCACUGUAAUGUGUCUUUGUUGUCAUGCUAACAUUGAAUGUGUUCAACUGAGCUCAUUCUAUCUUUUAAUAAUUGAGUGAAUAAGUGGAAUGGAAAAUACUUUACAAAAAGAUGUUGUAGAAAAUAAAUAGAUCAUAAAAAUCAACAUGACUGUGCCGAUAAAUAAUUAAUUUUUGGUGAAAGGCUAUAUUGAAAUAGUUUUCUGGUGAGCCGAUGAGCCGAACUGAUGUUAUUGACAGUUGAAGGGGGAGGAUUCUUCUCUUCUUCAGCUUCAGGGUAUAGUAAGGGUCUGAUCCUUCUCCUCUUGGGUCAGAGGAGUGAAGAUACACCCAUGAGAGUUUUUCCCUGGAAUCAGUUCCGGUUGGUAGGCCAAGAAUCUGACCACGAGCUCCAGCUGGCUUCCCGAAAGAACCGUCUCUCCAGUGGGUGUGCUUCCUUUGUUUGCUUUGGUCACACCUCUGCAACGCUUGACACUCCAUCUCAUCUUAAAGUAGGUCCUGCCAAACAUCAUGAUGUCUCUUCUGGAACACUGGUUUUCAACAAGGGCAACUAUCCUUCUGCUGAUGUAAAUGAUGAUAGUAGAAAGGUUGCACCUAAAAGCAGCUUAAAAAGACAAGAAAACAAAAAACCAGCUCCUGUUGGGGCUGCUACUGAACAUGAGGAAUCAGGUGGAAAGGGGAAUGAUGCUCCUUAUCAAACAGAGAAAAGGAAAGUGCAGUGGACAGAUGCUUGUGGUAGCGAGCUUGUUGAAAUACGAGAAUUUGAGACAAGCGAAGCAGAUGGGUCAGUUAAUGAAUUUAACAAUGGCAAAACUUGUUCCUGUGCUAUUAUGUAAAUUCACAUUCCAAGAGAUGAUGACACAGACCCAUUUAUGAGGUGUCAAAUUGUUGAUUGCUAACAUAUUCCAUCACGCAGCUUGAGGAAAAGGAGCAGAGGUUUUUCAGUUUAGUAGAGUUUUAAACACCAUCUCUUGCCUGAGCAAUCAUUUGUCUAUAAAUGCUUGCUGUGGCCUUCAAUUUUGUUCUUCUGCUUUUCAUAAAUUUGUUGUAUAAUCUUCGUAGUGUGAGUUCUUUGCCUUUCUUAAAUUUUAUAUAGCUCAAGCAAAGUUCUAGUUUUAUGCUCUGGCGUUAUCUAGAAAGAAGACAACACAGAUGUAAUAUUUUGUAGAGAAUCAGUGCUGUCUUGAUUUGUUAA